This is a messenger RNA of Nilaparvata lugens (brown planthopper), 3374 nucleotides long. It is a transcript of the gene Rtel1, whose product is annotated as regulator of telomere elongation helicase 1 homolog. Lineage: Eukaryota; Metazoa; Arthropoda; Insecta; Hemiptera; Delphacidae. The record is from RefSeq and is a predicted model, not a curated record. The transcript is spliced from 12 exons. Gene Ontology annotation, cellular component: nucleus. Gene Ontology annotation, biological process: telomeric loop disassembly; negative regulation of t-circle formation; DNA repair. Gene Ontology annotation, molecular function: DNA binding; ATP binding; hydrolase activity, acting on acid anhydrides, in phosphorus-containing anhydrides. Bases 152 to 3259 code for a protein of 1035 amino acids.
CUCAAAUAACAUUUUGCGCGCGGAUUCUUCUGUGGCCUGUGCAAAGAUGCUGUGUUCUUGCUAUGUUACACAUCGUAAUAAAAAUGAACUUUUUUAAUCACAUUUGACAACAUAUUUUCAAUUAAUCGUCAGGUUGAAGCAUAAAUUCAAUAUGCCUGAAGUUAUUUUGAACGAUAUACCCGUCAAUUUUCCUUUUGAACCCUAUGAGGUUCAAAAGGAUUACAUGCGUAAGGUGCUUGAGUGCUUGCAAAAGGGGGUGAAUGGUGUACUAGAAAGUCCAACUGGCACAGGUAAAACGCUCAGUCUUUUAUGCUCAUCACUGGCAUGGCUAGAAAUCAAGAAGGCCCAAAUCCAGGCCACUCUCCGUAUGUCUGGCAAUCAAGGACCAAACAGUAUGAUGCAAGCACUCAAUCAAGCUUCUGGUGUAACACAGGCCGAGAGCCAGUCAUGGGGCAGCAUUGUGUGCAUGCCGAAGAUCAUCUACGCGUCUCGCACGCACUCGCAGCUGGCUCAAGCCGUCAGUGAGCUGAAGCGCACUCACUACAACCACGUGAAGGUGGCUGUGAUGGGGUCACGUGACCAACUCUGUCUGCAUCCCGAUGUCUCCAAGGAGACCAACCCCGGCCUCAAGAUCAGCAUGUGUCGCACCAAGGUAUCAACGAAAACAUGCCACUUCUACAAUAACGUGGAAAAGACCAAAAGUGACACAUCGUUUUCGGCCAUAAUGGACAUUGAGGAUCUGGUGUCGAAAGGCAGGAAAGCGCUCUGCUGUCCCUACUACUUGUCCAGGGAGAUGCACAAGAAUGCUGACAUUGUUUUUGUGCCCUACAACUACCUACUCGAUGCUAGGAUUCGUGACUUGCAGGAUAUUCAGCUUGCGAACAACAUAAUAAUCCUGGACGAAGCACACAACGUGGAGAAAGUGUGCGAAGAGUCGGCCUCGUUCACGCUUUCCAGCACCGACAUAGCAGUCUGCAUCACAGAGGUGACCCACGUCAUGAAGGACUUCCACGAGCAGAUGGAGUCCCGAACAUUCGGCUUCGACGACCAGUCAGUCGCCAAGGACUUCAGUGCCGAGGACCUCUGUCUGCUCAAGACCCUGUUCACAGAACUCGAAGACGUGAUUGACGCGGUGGACAUCCAGACGGAACGCGUCGACGACAACUCGGGUGCCGCAUUCCCGGGCUCCUACAUCCUCGACAUCCUCGCCAGGGUGGAGAUCACGCCCGAGAGACUGUUUCCCGUGAUCGAGACCAUCUACAAUGUAUCCCAGUACCUGUCGGUGACCUCCGAGUCGUCCUACCAGCAUCGCGGCGCCGGCUUGCAGAAGUUUCACGAUUUCCUGAAAGUAGUGGCGAGGAGUGUGGGGGGGCCUCUAGGCGAUCGCAGCCUUGUUGACAAGUAUUAUAAACUGUAUGUGGAGCCUGAAGUGAUGAAAAAGGGACGUUACGACCCAUGGCAAUCUAAGAUAACGUCUAGUAAGAACAACCCCAAAUUGUUGAACUUCUGGUGCUUCAGUGCUGGGUUUGGAAUGAGGUCGUUAAUUGAACUCGGUGUAAGGUCGAUAAUUCUGACAAGUGGAACUUUAUCACCACUUGAGGCGACCAUAUAUGAGCUUGGCAUUCCGAUUGAAGUGAAGCUUGAGAAUCCGCACAUUGUGAAGGGAAACCAGGUGUGUGUGUCAGUGCUCAAGGUGGGACCCAACGGCAAGGAGCUCAAGUCAACUUACGAGAACAGGAGCAGCGGAACCUACUUGAGCGAGCUUGCAUCCACAUUGCAAAACUUUUCACGAGUAGUACCUCACGGCUUACUCGUUUUCUUUCCGUCCUAUUCCACCAUGGAGAAAACAGUUAGCUACUGGCAAGAGAACGGACUUUGGUCGAAAAUACAAAAUAGCAAGCCAAUCUUCGUGGAGCCGCAUCAGAAAGACGCUCUGAGCGAGGUGAUGAAGCAGUAUUACGAGGCGGUGGACAGCGAGCAAUCAACUAAGGGUGCCAUUUUGUUAGCCGUGUGCAGGGGCAAAGUGUCCGAGGGCCUCGACUUCGCCAACCAAAGGGGUAGGGCUGUCGUCAUCACGGGCUUGCCCUUUCCACCCUUCAAGGACCCCAAGGUCAUGCUCAAGAGACAAUACAUCGACCAGAACAGGAGCACCGAGAAGAGUCUGUCAUCUCACUCGGGCGCGGAAUGGUACCGACUGGAGGCGACCCGCGCCGUGAACCAAGCGGUGGGUCGCGUAAUCCGGCACGCGUCAGACUACGGCGCCAUCCUGCUGUGUGACAAUAGGUUCGCAUUCCACACCAACACAAGGGCGCUGUCAAAGUGGCUGCAGCCGCAUGUCAACGUUUGCGAUAAGUUCGGACCUGCCUUCUCGCUGCUAGUCAAGUUUUUCAGGGCCAUUGGACCACCGAGAACAAUCCGUAGUGAUCAAUCAGCAACGGGAGCCAGCUUCAUCUACAACGGCGAACUGAAAGAAAGAGAAGAAUCAGCGGAAGAGGUGUCCAAGAAAGAAGAACAAAGGAAGAAGAAAAUCCAGCAGAUAGUCGAGGAGAAGAAAGCAAUGAUGCGCAAAGUGUUAGCCAACACCAUGCAGGCUGACAAACCUGACAAACCGCAGCCGAAAAACCUGUUGGCAGCGCUGGAUUGUGCCGAGGAGGAGAUUCUGACUAACGUCGUCGAUAGUUCCAGCGCUAAGAGAACGGCCGACACUUCGUUCAGUCAGAACAGUGAGGAUGUCCAAGAUGCCGGCAUAAGUAGUAGUGGACGUGGGCAGCUGGAAAACUCGACGAAAAAGCGGAGGAUAAGGAUUGUGAGGGGGAAUGAAACUUCGUCACCUACUCCUUCUAUCACUUCUUCUUCUUCUUCGGUGUCUUCUUCUGCUGCUACAGCUGGUAGUAGCGAGGGAGGGCGAACCGCCAAUGAUCUGGUGUCUCAAUUCACUUUCGAAAGUGCCAGAGCUAUCGUUGAAAAGUAUGCACUGUCUAUUGCGAGUAUAGGCAAGCAAGAUAUAAAGGAGGUUGUACAUGCGUAUUGGUGGCUGGUGAAGCAGACGUCAAGUGAGGAAAAAUUCAAGGCUUUCAAACUGGUCGUUACUAAUUACAGAUGGAACAGAAAAGUGAAGGAUGUUAUUGAAAGUCUGAGGACCCUUUUCCCUCCUCAUAGUCCAGACACACUACUUCUGCUCAAAGGGUUCUCCAUCAUGCUUCUUCCCGCAGAUAAGAUUGAAUUAAAAAAUUUCUGUGAUGCCAACAACAUAAAAUGAAACUACCUGUACUGAAUUUGUGAUAACGUUAACUAUAAGUAAUAUUUCGAACUAUUACCAUGUAAAAAUUAUGUUCAUAAAUCAAUUUAUAUUUUAUUAAACUCUUAUAAAAUGA